Fonsecaea nubica is the source of this 1137-nucleotide messenger RNA. RefSeq lists its product as hypothetical. Bases 1 to 1137 code for a protein of 378 amino acids. Gene Ontology annotation, molecular function: oxidoreductase activity; zinc ion binding. Lineage: Eukaryota; Fungi; Ascomycota; Eurotiomycetes; Chaetothyriales; Herpotrichiellaceae. The record is from RefSeq and is a predicted model, not a curated record. The transcript is spliced from 9 exons.
AUGAGUGAUCCCGCGCCGACUUUCGAUAUCCCCAAGGAGUGCUGGGGCGCUGUUGUGAAAAACGAGGGGCCCGACUUCUAUGUCGAGGUAGAGAAGGUGCCUGUACCUGAAAUCGGUCCCAAUGAUGUCCUGAUCAAACUCAAUGCCACGGGUCUCUGCCUAAGCGAUGUCCACUUUAUGCUCAACGACUGGGGCACCGCGAAGAUGUCCGACCUGGGGGUCAAGUGCGCCGGACACGAAGGAGCUGGAGUGAUUGUCAAAGUGGGUGAGAACGUCACGGCAUACAAGGUUGGCCAGCGGGCCGGCUACAAACCGAUCCAAAAUGUGUGCCAUUCCUGCGAAUACUGCAAGAGCGGCAGAGAGACAUAUUGCUUCAAAGCCGUCUACACUGGCGGCCACUGCGACGGUGGGUACAUGUUGGCGUGCUUGCGGACAGAUGUUAAUGAAACUGCAGGGUCAUACAAGCAGUACGUGGUUUCACCGGAGAAUUAUACAACUCUUAUUCCCGACGGAGUAUCAGACUAUGUCGCCGGUCCUGUGAUGUGCUCCGCCUCGACAAUUUACUCCUCGCUCAAGGAAUCGGAUCUGAGACCCGGUCAAUGGGCCGUCUUCCCUGGUGGUGGUGGCGGUGUUGGUAUUCAGGGUGUUCAACUGGCUGCCGCGAUGGGUAUUCGGCCGAUCGUGGUCGACACUGGAGACGAGAGGAAAAAGCUCUCCCUGCAUUAUGGAGCUGAACAUUUCAUCGACUUCAAGGAUGGAGACCCGGUAAAGAAAGUUCUUGAAAUAACCGAAGGAGGAGCCCAUGGAGUCAUUGUUACUGCCGUACAAGCGUACCCCAUCGCACUUGACUACCUCGGAGCUCGAGGAGGUGGACAAGUCAUGUGCAUUGGCAUCCCGCCGCAAGGAAAGUAUCAUAUCGACCUGGACGCAUCAAGGCUGGUGUUCCGCAAUCAGUCCAUCAAAGGAACUUUGGUCAGCAGCUUGGCCGACAUCGACGAGACACUGGACUUUGCCAAACGAGGGAAACUUCGCCUCGAGCCCACCGUGGUAGGGUUGAGCAAAUUCAACGAAUCGGUUCAGAAACUCAAGAACGGACAAGUAGCAGGGCGAAUUGUGGUUGACUUCAACCUACCGUGA